Molecule: messenger RNA, 1605 nt
Organism: Paramecium sonneborni
Lineage: Eukaryota; Ciliophora; Oligohymenophorea; Peniculida; Parameciidae
Source: the annotation of a GenBank genome assembly
AUGGUUGAAUAAAUAGAGGAAAUUACUUUAAUAAGAGAGAAAUUCGCAGCACCUUUAGAUAUAAUAAAACUUAUGUUUUUUAUGGUUUUUGUAUCUCAUAUUUUUGGUUGUGCUUGGCAUUAUAUUGGUUAAUACUAAAUUACAUAAGGUGUUGAUAAUUGUUGGUUAAUUAAAUAUAAUUUAGAUAAAUCUAAUUGGGCAACCAGAUAUAUUGCUUCUUUAUAUUUAGCUACUAUUACAGCAUUCACUGUAGGUUAUGGUGACAUAGUUCCAUAGACUUCAUAUGAGUAAGCUUUUAUGAUAUUUAUGGUACUUGUUACAUCCUUAAUAUUUGGAUAUACUAUUUCCUCAAUAUAAACAAUAUUUGGGUAAUUAAGAGAGAAAACAGAUUUGCAUAGAAAUAAUAUGGCAAAAGUGAAUUCUUAUAUGAAAAAGCAUAAAUUAAAUCCUUUGUUGUAAAUGAAAGUUAGAAAGUAUUUAGAUUAUUUUAUUGAUGUGGAUGAUAGUCCAGAACAAUUAUUAGAUAAAUUAGAUGAUGAUUUGAAAUUAGAAUUAAAAUCAAAUAUUUAUGUAUAAGUAAUGAAAACAUGUUCAAUAUUUUCAAAAUUUUCAGAUUUCACAUUAAAAUAAUUGAGUAAAGUCGUAAAAUCAUAAACUUAUAUUCCUGGUUCAAUGAUAUUUUCAUAGGGUGAAUUCAUUAAUAAUGCAUGUUUUAUUGUAAAAGGUGUUGUCGAAUUCAAUAUCAACAAAGUGUCAAUUGCAACUUAAUACAAAGGAUCUGUAGGAUCAAAAGAAUUUAUAGCAUCAGAAUAAGUACAUUAUAAUGCAAAAGCUAUUUAAUUUACAGAGGUAGCAUAUAUAACAUAGGAAGAUUUUGUAAAUGUUUUGAGAUCUGAUCAAAAUAAUUAUGAAUAAUAUUGCAAUUUAAGAGAUGAAAUAAUAUUUAACUUAAUACCUAUACAAUGUUUAAUAUGUAGAAGAACUCAUGAAUUGAUGAAUUGUCCAGUUGUAUUUUAUAAACCAUUAUCAUCAAAAAUAUCAUAAGAUAAAAGUUCAAAUGUAAUUUUGGAGAGAUUUCCACAUUAAAGAAAGAAAUAAUUAAAAUCAAAGGCGAUUACAAGGAUUUAAGAGACAGUAGAACAUGCUUUAGAAGCAGCAUUUGAUUAAGGAAUAAUUUAAGAUGAAGUGAAUGAAGAUUUUUUAAUGAGAUGUGGAUAUAGAGAAAGAAAAUAAGGAUAAUUAAAUGGUAGUAAUGGUUCUUAAAAUGAAAUGAUAAAAUAAUAAUAACAAUAAUAAAUGGAUUUAUUGAAACCUCCUAAAGUUUAUAAAAAGAUAUUUCUUUCAAGUGAGUAUAAUUAAUCAGAAUAUAUUUAAAAUGAAGAUGAAAAAUAAUUAGAAUAGAUUCAUAAAGAUUUUUUAACAUUUAAGAAGGAAGAGAUAGAAGGAAUUGAUAAAAAUGAAGAAUUGAUAUGUUAUAGAAAAAAAGAGAAUUUAAGUAACAUACUAAAUUGUUUAAAAGGGAAUAGAUAUAAAUAAGAAAAUACAAGAAUUACUAGAAUGAAAACUUAUAAAUUUAAAUCAUUUCUUAAGUUUGGUGUUAAGUGA